Vigna unguiculata (cowpea) is the source of this 1928-nucleotide messenger RNA. RefSeq names its product rho GTPase-activating protein 2-like. Gene Ontology annotation, biological process: signal transduction. The record is from RefSeq and is a predicted model, not a curated record. NCBI's taxonomy places the organism in Eukaryota, Viridiplantae, Streptophyta, Magnoliopsida, Fabales, Fabaceae. Gene Ontology annotation, molecular function: GTPase activator activity.
CAGAUACAUACACAACAUACAUAACUAGCAAACAACUUCAAUGCAACGCAACAAAACUCGCAUUACCAAACUCAUCCUCAAAUUUCAAAUCUGUCUCCAUUCCCACCUCCCAAUAAACACAAGCACAAACAAAAAACAACAAAAAUCUCUCUCCACUCGUGCACCCGGAGAGACAUAGAUAGAGCGUGUGUCUUUCGUUUCUCUGUCGAAGAAGAUAAGGAUGACGGGGCAAGUCGUGGUCACCAGCGUUGGCGGAUGCGGUGCUGGGAAGGGGCGGAGAGCCGCCGAGGAGGACCAAAACCCGGCCUCGCCGGUGGCGGUUCUGUUGGCGGCGCUGAGGAAAUCGAUGGUGGCUUGCAGUGUGGACAGUCCCGACGAUGUUAUCUCCGCCGUCCAUCACCCCAUGGAGAUCGGAUGGCCCACAAACGUCAAGCAUGUUAGUCAUGUCACUUUCGAUCGCUUCAAUGGGUUUCUGGGUCUUCCCCUUGAGCUGGAGGUUCAUGUACCCGCUCCUGUUCCCAGUGCUAGCGUUAGUGUGUUUGGCGUCUCAGCAGAAUCAAUGCAGUGUUCCUACGAUUCAAAAGGAAACAGUGUCCCCACCAUUCUACUGCUAAUGCAAGAGCGAUUAUACUCACAGGGUGGCCUAAAGGCUGAAGGUAUAUUUCGCAUAAAUCCAGAGAACACUGAAGAGGAGCAUUUGAGGGAGCAGUUGAAUAAGGGUGUUGUGCCUGAUGACAUUGAUGUCCACUGCUUGGCCGGCCUAAUCAAAGCAUGGUUCAGAGAACUUCCUUCAGGAGUUCUUGAUGGACUUUCCCCUGAGCAAGUUAUUGAGUGCGACACAGAAGAAGAUUGUGUUCAGCUUGUGAAGCAGCUAAAGCCAACCGAGUCAGCCUUGCUCAACUGGGCCAUUGAUCUCAUGGCUGAUGUUGUAGCUGAAGAGGAUUACAACAAAAUGGAUGCAAGAAACAUUGCAAUGGUUUUUGCUCCAAAUAUGACUCAGAUGUCUGAUCCAUUAACUGCUCUGAUGCAUGCGGUGCAAGUGAUGAAUUUACUGAAGACACUAAUUCUGAACACACUGAGAAAACGUGAGGAAGCAGCCGAAGGAGGAUACUCGCCCAUGUCAUCUGGUUCAUCUGAUCGCCAAUCCGAGGGUGACUAUGAUAGUCAGCAAGAUGAUGAUGAUGGUGAUCAUCAUGAUCAUCAUCUUCAUGAUGUUAUCUACAGUCCUACCAGUGAAGAGGACGAGGAGGGUGAUGCAUCAUCAGUGAGUGAGAUAGUGGAGUGCUUCUUGAAACGUUUGGAUGAGAAAACAAAAAGAUUCUCUGAAAAACCUGUAGAUAAUAACUUGGAAUCCAAUUUAUCAUUUACUGACAUAAAAACUGAGAAUUCCUGCUCAAGUUUCUCUUCCGAAGAUGACUCAAGAACAACUCUUACUGCCGAGGAAUCAAAUGCUGACACAAGUAGUUCAUCAAUGGGAAGCACGAGCACCAAUGAUGUGGAGAUGAUCGAUAAAUUUCCAGAUCCUGUUUCUCUAGUUCCACUGUUUGCAUCUAGUUAAUAAGAACUGAAUGUAUUUUAACUCUUAAGCGGUGUUUAAGUUUCUAACCUUGUGUAAAUGAAUUGGUACACGGGUGUAGGAAAUGUGUUGUUUGUUGAAGAGUGUGGACAGUGGUUAUGUUCAGUUUAGGGCUGAAUUUGACCUGAUUCUGAUUAUCUAUGUCCCAGUACCGGAUUGGAUGGGGGAGUCUAAGCAGUGGCUAAGCGUAUUUUCAAAUUUCAAACACGUGGUGAUGAAUGCAUUGACGAAUUGUUAGGGAAUAGAGAGAUUGGUUCAGCAAGAAAUGGUGCUUGCUUUGUUUGUAUCUGUGCAUGAUCAAAAUUUGGUGGUAAUGUAACAUUACUGGUAGAUAAAUGUUGAAUUCCUUUCA